AUGCGCUUCAGAGAUUCUGGGAACUCGAAGCUGUCGAUCAUGGCCCAACGUACUCCACUGAAGAAAAACGAUGCGAAGAAAUCUAUGCCAACACUACCACCCGAACUCACUCCGGAAGGUACGUCGUACGCCUUCCUCGGUCCGAAGAUCCGCAAGUCACCCUCGCAAACCUACCACGAGUUCAUCGAUGAAUACCUCCGAGUCGGCCACAUGCGCAAGAUUGAUGUUGUUGAUGAUGCUGUUCCACAUUGUUACCUACCACACCAUCCGGUGUUCAAGGAGAGCAGUACUACCACCAAGGUGCGUGUGGUUUUCGACGCCUCUUGCAAAACGUCCACUGCAGUGUCCCUGAAUGAUACACUCCUCGUCGGUCCAGUUAUACAGCAGCCUCUCGUCAACAUCAUUAUUCGUUUCCGGUUCCACGUGAUCGCCUUCGUCGCUGACAUGAAAAAAAUGUAUCGCCAAGUGCUCCACCAUCCCGAGGAUCAACAUUUCCUGCGCAUUCUGUUCCGCCGAACUCCAUCGGAUCCGAUCGACACCUACGAACUUCUGACGGUCACAUACGGCACCGCAGCUGCUCCAUACCUGGCCACCCGCACACUUUUACAGUUGGCUAUGGAUGAAGGAGACAACUUCAAGGAAGCCGUUAAAGCAGUCAUCGAGGACUUCUACGUAGACGACCUCCUUUCCGGAGCAGCAAAUCUGGAGGAUGCCAUCGAGAAGCGUCGCCAAAUCACUGACAUGCUUGCGACCGCUGGGUUUCCGUUGAGAAAGUGGGCCUCCAACGUGCCAGAAGCAUUGACUGGCGUACCAUCCGAAGACUUAGCGAUAAAACCGCUCCACGAUCUCCACGACGAUCAAUCCGUCUCAACAUUAGGCCUUGUUUGGGACACAAGAACGGACAUGCUGCGGUUCAAUGUCGAGAUGCCGCUCCCUGCAGCAAUCCUCACAAAACGUAAAGUGAUCUCCUACAUUGCCAGAAUAUUUGACCCAUUAGGUCUGGUCGGUCCGGUGAUAGCUGCCGCCAAAAUGUUUAUGCAACGCCUCUGGAAACUGAAGACUGAGGAUAACAGUCCUUACGAGUGGGACAGGCCACUUCCACCCAACCUACAAGAAGAAUGGAAGAAGUAUCACGCCACUUUGGAUAUACUUUCCGAAUUACGAAUUCCUCGCUUCGUUUCAUUUGCCGAUGCACCAAUACUCCAGCUACACCUGUUUUCCGACGCUUCAGAAUUGGCUUACGGCGCAUGCUGCUACGCUCGUUCAGAGGACGACAAUCGCAUUCACGUACAGCUGCUGACUUCGAAGUCGAAGGUUGCGCCAAUAGCCACCAAGCAUUCCAUCGCUCGUCUGGAACUGAACGCUGCUGUCCUGUCUACCAGAUUGUUCCAGAAGAUAAACCAAUCAAUGCGAUCGUCAACCGAAGUCUUCUUCUGGACAGAUUCAACCACCGUCCUGCAGUGGCUUAAAUCUGCACCGAAUCGUUGGAAAACCUUUGUAGCCAAUCGAGUUUCAACGAUCCAGUCUAACACCGAAGGGUAUUCCUGGAAUCACGUUCCCGGAAUCGACAAUCCAGCCGAUGAACUAUCCAGAGGGCUGACACCGGCCCAACUACUAAACCAAAGCCGUUGGUGGAACGGACCAUCGUGGCUUUCCAAAUCGUCCGAUCAUUGGCCAAAUGCAAGCAUCCCCUGCGAAGAGUUUCAAUCUACAGCCGAAGAGGCACGCAAUGUUUCGUUAGUAGCGGUGCUUAGUGAAGAAACCUCAUUCGCAGAUCAGUUGUUCCUUCGUUUCUCAUCAUUUUCCAAAAUACGUCGUGUGGUUGCCUACUGCAUCAAGUACAUCAAUUCCCUGAAGCAACAAACUUUCGCAGAUGAGGUAGCAGAGAUUAAAUCCGUCGGAACCGUGAAAGGUGCCCCAUUGAAAUGGCUGAAGCCACGCUUGACACUCGACGGAAUCCUCCGUGUUGGCGGACGACUCGAGAAUGCCCAUGCACCUGAAGCAAGCAAGCACCCAAUCAUCCUGUCAUCCAAGCACCCUCUGUCUCGUCUACUCUGUGAUCAUUACCAUAAGGCUCUCCUUCAUGCUGGUCCCCAGUUGAUGCUGUCCACAUUGCGCCAGAAAUAUUGGAUUCUUGGAGGAAGAGACCUGACCCGAUCAACCUACCACCAAUGUGUCAAAUGUUUCCGCACUAAGCCGCAACUCAUCCAACAGAGCACUGCUGAUCUACCAACGUCCCGUGUCACGCCAGCACGGCCGUUUUCCAUCUCUGGUGUGGAUUACUGCGGCCCGGUAUUUCUCAAGUCUCCAGUGCGGAAUAGAUCUCCGACAAAGGCUUAUAUAGCCAUCUUCGUGUGCUUCUCGACCAGAGCAGUACACAUAGAACUGGUUUCGGACCUUUCCACUCCAGCCUUCCUCUCAGCUCUACGUCGCUUUGUUGCACGCCGCGGGCGAAUUUGUGAGCUCCACUCCGAUAACGGUACCGCCUUUAAGGGAGCAGCAAAUGUCUUGCAUCGCAUCUACGAAAUGCUGAAGCUCAACGAUAGUGACCGCGAAUCCAUCACCAACUGGUGUGCUGAGCAGGAAAUCCAGUGGAAGUUUAUACCGCCACGCGCCCCACAUUUCGGAGGAUUGUGGGAAGCGGCGGUGAAAUCGUGCAAGUACCAUCUCCUACGAGAAAUAGGCCAAACAUCGAUCAGCUGGGAAGAUAUGACAACGUUGCUGGCACAAAUCGAAAUGUGCUUGAACUCACGACCACUAACUCCGCUUCCAACAGAUCCCGCCGACCUCCAAGUACUUACCCCAGGCCAUUUUCUUGUUGGUUCGAAUCUCCAAGCAGUUCCGUCAGCCAAUGUUACCGAAAUACCGGACAACCGUCUGGAUCACUGGCAACGAACCGAAAAGCAGUUGCAGCGUAUUUGGACAAGGUGGUAUCCGGAGUAUCUUGCCCAACUUCAAACCAGAGCCAACAAGGGUUGCAAGUCUCCAGUCAAUCUGCAGUUAGGGCGGAUCGUGGUCAUCAAAGACGAAAAUCUUCCACCGGCACAGUGGCCGCUGGGACGAAUUACGAAGCUGCAUCCAGGUAAAGAUGGAAUCGUCCGUGUUGUUAGCAUGAAGACAGCAGCAGCAGAGAACGUCGUGCGACCAGCCGCCAAGGUGGCCCUUCUACCUAUAACACCAGAUGACUACCAAACCACAUCGUAA
Messenger RNA from Armigeres subalbatus, 3204 nucleotides. RefSeq lists its product as uncharacterized. Gene Ontology annotation, biological process: DNA integration. Lineage: Eukaryota; Metazoa; Arthropoda; Insecta; Diptera; Culicidae. The coding region runs from base 1 to 3204 and encodes 1067 amino acids. The record is from RefSeq and is a predicted model, not a curated record. The transcript has 3 exons. Gene Ontology annotation, molecular function: nucleic acid binding.